AUGCACACUUUACAGACAGGAAGUGUAGAAAGCAAUGGUGUUAGUAGUUCAAGUAGUAAUGAUGCCAAUGAUGGUGGAAAAUACAAUGAAAACGAUCCUAUAAAAAAGAACAAGUAUGUAAAUUGGAGAGUUGGAUAUAUCAACCCCGAAGCAUUUUAUAGCAAGGAAGAUCAGAGCGAGGAAAAAGCCAACAAAAAUAGGAAUAAUAAACAGUAUAGUGAAAAAAUCCAAAAGGCUCAAAGACGAAAUAAUACAAGAACGAUGUUGAGAAAGUAUAUCACAGAGACAAUGUCACACCAGAGAAAAAUGGAAAAGAAAUUGAAAACCAUCAAAAGAAAUACAAAGAAAAAGUAUGAGAAAAAGAAAAUGCAACCCAAAAUGCAGUUAGAAUUGAACAAGAUACCAGGAUUUAAUAAAAUACCGAAGUUUGAGGAUUAUUUAAAUUUGAACAAAAUGUGGUUAAGCUAUAUAAUCGAGUUGUUGAAUAUUGACAAGUAUUUAUCGACCGAUGGUAAAAUGGCAAAAGAUGGGGAAAUUGAUUUUAAAAAUUUGAAAUUUCAGAAUCUUUUAGCAAAACUAUCCUCAGCAGAUUUCAAUGGGUGCUUAUUGGAAGUAUUGAAAAGCAACAAUAAAAGUUCGAUAAAUCUCACUGGAAUAGUGUUGUACGAGUUCAAAAGCCAUUUUUUAAUGGCGGUUCCACAGCGAUUUAAAAGAUUUGAUAAUCUCGAGGGUGAAUCAGGAGAAGAAAUGGAUCUUGAAAACGAUUUCAAUUAUACCAACAGGGAAUUGGUUGGUGGAUUGAGACUCGUGGAAAAAAAUGGUUCGACGUUUCGUUUUUACGUUCCCUUGAACAAAGACGAAAACAACGAGUUUUCUGUUUUGUCAUUGGGUUUGGAUAACGAAGAUGUGAGCGAUAGAGAAGAAACAUCUCAAGAAGGAGCAACAGAGGGAGCAGUGCACUACCACCAGUCGAGAGAGUGCUUGGAGUUCGUGCUCAUUGGCUCCAGACUCAACUUGCGAUCGAGUGACCGAACCAACAAGAAGUUCAAGAACCAUGCUAUCGACGACCUAGUGGUCUAG
Ascoidea rubescens DSM 1968 is the source of this 1080-nucleotide messenger RNA. It is a transcript of the gene POP4, whose product is annotated as RNase P/RNase MRP complex subunit. NCBI's taxonomy places the organism in Eukaryota, Fungi, Ascomycota, Saccharomycetes, Ascoideales, Ascoideaceae. The transcript has a single exon. The record is from RefSeq and is a predicted model, not a curated record. Gene Ontology annotation, cellular component: ribonuclease MRP complex; ribonuclease P complex. Gene Ontology annotation, biological process: tRNA 5'-leader removal; rRNA processing. The coding region runs from base 1 to 1080 and encodes 359 amino acids. Gene Ontology annotation, molecular function: ribonuclease P RNA binding.